Messenger RNA from Chrysemys picta bellii (western painted turtle), 5241 nucleotides. Lineage: Eukaryota; Metazoa; Chordata; Testudines; Emydidae. The record is from RefSeq and is a predicted model, not a curated record.
CCCAGCUGGUUAGGCAACAGCUAGCUGGGGAAUAGGAGACGCUCAGUGGCACUCAAGUGUUGGACGUAGAUGCCUAACUCUGUUCCAGUGCGGACCUACCCCGUAGAGCUUACUAGCCUGCAUAGCUCCACUGCCUUUAUUUCCAGCCCCCGGUGUGACUUAAUACGAGUAUGACAUUGCCUUCUGUUAGUAAGCACUCCUCCUGAGAGACGGCUUAGUCCCAGAGUUAGAGUGCUCACAGGUGUGUUUUAUACUCAACUGUGUUGCCGUCUUAAAGAAAAACCUUGGAUCCUAUUUACCAAAAUCCCCCAUCUCACGGCUAAAACAAUAGAGAGGUCUGAACAAAGGCCCAGAUCCAAACAUUGAGUCACUUGGAUUCACAUCUGGUUCUCAGUUUUGCAACUGCCUCCUAUCUCUUUGUGUACAGCACUAUCUGUUUAAUGGGCUUAACCACAUUUCUGAAUAUGAAGACCCUCAAAUUUGCUGGAAAUUUGGCUCACAGCCAAACUUUACAUCUUGGACUUAUAGCUAAAAGGACAACAUCAAGGAACAUAACUACAACGUUAAGUGAGGAGUUACUGUACCGGAGUCGACAGGAGAGCACUCAGCAGUUGAUUUAUCGCCUCUUCACUAAAGGCGAUAAAUCGAUCCCUGUUGGAUCGAUUGCUCCGGAGGCAAAGCUGCAUCUUAUCAAGGGCUGUAUCAGAAGUAUGUAUGCUGACUCUGAAAGGCAGAGCACCUUUAUAAACAAUUAGACACAAACAUAACAGAUUUGCUGUUUGUGACUAUAACUUCCUCACCAACCAACGCUGAUGUUACAAUCAAAGAUGAUGCCUUCAGAUCAUGGGACAACUCAAAUAAGAAGGGUUUGCAUGAUCAGACCAGGAACUUUGUCAUCUUGUACUUUUGUAAUGAUCAAAAAUUCAUGCAGCACUCCCACCCUCCCAUGAGCACAAAGCCUCUUCUUCCACUUCCUCUUCUUUUACUUUUUUGCUUCAUCUUAUGGAGAAAGAAGGGCUUUCUGACAAAAAUCACCCUGAUAGAAGAAAUAACAUCUUUAAGACAUAAUACAGAUAAUUACAGCAAGAAUGGGUCUGCUGAGUUCCAAACACUCCAAAGUCAAACCGGCUAAGAUAUUAAUGCUGGGACUUGAUUCAGCCGGGAAAUCUACACUAUUGUACAAGUUAAAGUUUAAUGAUGUUUUCCUAACACUCCCAACAAUCGGUUUUAACGUGGAGAUGAUUGAAACAGGGCAAAAUAUUGCUAUAACAAUCUGGGAUGUUGGAGGGCAACAGAAAAUGAGGACAUUUUGGUGCAAUUACUUUGAAAAUGCAGAUGGCCUGGUGUACGUUGUGGACAGCACUGAUAAGCAACGUCUGGAAGAUUCAAAGAAAGAAUUUGAACUCCUCUUAAAGAAUGAAUUUGUAAAGAAUGUGCCUAUUGUUUUGCUAGCUAACAAGCAGGAUCUUCCUGGAGCUUUGAACGCUGAGGAAAUAACCAGGAAAUUCAACAUGCAGAAACAUUGCAGUGAUAGAAAUUGGUAUGUACAGCCUUGUUGUGCGAUCUCUGGGGAAGGUCUGGCAGAAGCAUUCCAGAGAAUAAUAGCAUUUGCAAAAAACUGCAAACAAUCCAGAGAAGAAGCUUUUACAAUUUUCAAGCACGAUGAAAAGUUGUAAGAGUCUUCAUUAUCCCAAUCUGUGGAAAGCUAACAUGGAGAGUUUAUUAUGGGAAUUAAAUCUACAUAUUGAAUUCUGCAAAUCUUUUAAAAGACUAUUAUAUAGCAAAAUGUAGUCAGAGCAAGCUAAAUUACUAUGUUGUUACAUUUGCAUACUCUUUCAGAGCUACUGUUUCACAGCAUUUUAAUUAAAUGACAGAUUUGUAUUCUAAGUCCAGAUAUUUGGCAGUGUUAAACUGCAUGAUGUAAUAGUAAAAAGGUGCAUUUAAACAUUUUAAAUAUUCUACAAUCAUUUUAUUUAUGCUUGUUUAAUUACACAAAAUGUACAAGAGCUGAGAUAAAUGGCACAUUGAGGAAGCAAAGAAAAAGUAAAAAACAUUAUUUCAUAUUACAUAACAUACUGUAUUUGUAAGUGCUUUGUGAAUAUGUUUAUUAUACAGACAUAUAUAAAUUCUUACACUAGAAAGUAAUUUUGAUAGCUAAUUUAUUUUAGCUGUUUUAUCAUUUUACCAAUACUUAAAAGAAAAAGGCUUUCUCUUUUCAAUUAUAUACAAGAGAAACUGCGUACUUGGAACAGAAGCAUUAACAUUACUGCUUUCUCAGGAACCUGUCCUGUUCACACUGAUUUCAGUUAGAGCAGGAUCAGACCCUCAAAACCCAUAGAAUGAUCUCACCAAGCUGAUUCUGUUUUCUGUGGGUUUUGUGUGUAUUUUAUAUCACUUUCAAUCAUGAUUAGGGCUGGUGUUUUCCAGAAAUUGCCAAUAUUGCUGUGUUUUUUCCCAAAAUUACCUUUCAUUUCCAGAAUUGCCAAUUCCAGAGGCAAAGCGUGCCCUCCCAGAUUUCUGCCAGGGUUUAUAUCUGCUGACUGCUCCCCUAGGCGCAGGGCAGAGGUUGGGGGCUGGCUGUUGUAUGAGACUCGCCACCAACUUCUCCUCUCCUCACACAGGCCUGGGCACAGCAAUACCAUUGUGGAGCUUCCCCUGGGAGGGCAAGGCACUUGGGCUCCCUCGUCAUGCUGCACAGUGGACAGUGCUUGCACCUUUUCUUGACAGCGUCCACAGCGCCUCUCCCCUGCUCACCUGCCCUGCACACAGCUGGCUCCUGCCCCCUCCCUCCAGCACGCAGUUGGUCUGGCUCUAGCCCUCAGUGUCUGUCCCCCCUUCCCUGCACACAGCUGGAUCUAGCUUUCAGUGCCAAUCAUCUGUCCCUCACCUUGCCUGCACAGCGGGCUCCUGCCCCCUCCUCCCUGCACACAGCUGGCUCUAGGCUCUUAGUGACCAGGUCCUCAUCUCCACCUUCCCUAAUCCCUGCACACAGCUGGCUCCUGCCCUUCCUCCCAGUACACAGCUGGUUGUAGGUGCCCAGCUCAUAUCUCGCUUCUGUACACAUCUGGACUUUGCCCCAGCUACCUGCAGGCUCAGUGCCGUUCCCUCACAGCUAGAGCCUCUUCCUGACCCUCCUGCAGCCAGUGGGCUCUAAGCCUUUACUGCCAGUGCCUACAUCUCCUUCCCCCCUUUUCUCCCAUAACAGAGUUGGUGCUGGGCUCUCCAUGUUCCACAGCAGUCACUCCCCACCUGCCUAUUCCAGAAAGCAACUCAGGUUCAGCCGCUGUCUCCCUUCUUCACUUGUCUCCCUCAGGCACUGGCUUCUUACCUGCCCAGAACUCUCCUUGACACCAGCUGCAGCAGCCUUUCCCUUGGGUCCUAAAGCCUGACAAGUUGCGUGCUCGUCUAAAACUGUCUCCAUCUGCUAUUACAUAGUAUUGUAAAACAUGACAUCAAAAGUAGCUCUAGAAAUCAAAACUCCUUUAUCUCUUAGGUACCUGGGCUGAACCCCGCUGCAUGCCACCAGAACCUUUAAAUUGUGCCCCCUCUCCCACUAUCAAGAGUUAUGUGUUGCCUCUAGCCAAUUCCUUUCAAUUUUCCACCUUCUGCUUCGGCCAUUUGAAGCCAUUUACUACCCAUGCAUAAAAUUGUUAAGCCUGAGGAUAGAGUUAAAGAAUUCGGCAAAGAUGUUCUCCAUGUGAAUGGAGGGAAGUUAUUUUGUACAAUUUGCAUCAAAUUUCUUGACCAUGUUAAAAAGGAUCACAUAGUCAACCACAUGAAAGGUCCACAUCAUGUUGCAGCAAUGGAAAAAAGAAAAUGAAGGGCAGAGAGCAAUGAUGUGACAGCAGCAAAGCAAUAGCUCAUAAUUAAUGGUGUGCUUGCAUGACAAAAUGAAAAUCAGAAAUACGGGGAAAAGAUAGUACAAGACGGGGUGGAGGCCUGUUGCAGUGCAAACAUCCCACUAACAAAAACAGACAAUCCCAAAAUGCGAGAAUUCCUAAACAAGCAUGACCACUCAGACAUGCUCAUUUCAGACACUACCUUGUCAACCAUGGAGUUGAAAGCCCAACAUUACCUCUAGAACUGGUUGUAACAAGAUGUAAUAGUUGGUUUAAAGUCAUAGAUUAACUCUGCCAUCAUGUGGAGUACUACAGGGGUUUGUUGCUCAAGAAAUCAAAGUGGAGGACAUGACUGCCAUUUUAGAGGAACUAAGUGCUUUACUGCAGAGUGAAUCACUUUUAGCAGAUUAAUUUUUAUUCAAGCACUUGUUCAGACAGUACUUAAAUUUGAAUCACGGUUGACUUUACUAACAGAAGUGUACAACAUUGCAUCUGAUCUGCUGACAAGACUUCAGUACAAAGGACAGAAUGCACUGGACAAUCUCAAAUGUCAAGUUUUCAAAUCUGUGCAGAGAACCUGCAGGGGUACUUAAAUACAGACAAACAGCCAAUAUAUAGAUUUUUUUGCGAUGUGAGAAUCCUUGACUCCAAUCAAGUUUGUGUACUCUCCCACAACUUCAGUGACUAUGAACAGAGUUCUGCUGAGUUCUGUACCUUGAGGGUUAGUGGGCAGUUUACUUGAACAUUGUAAAUUAACUUUCUAGUACCAAUUAAAUUUCUCUCUCCAGUUUUUGGAAAAGCAUGGACAAACAUUUGCCAAGACUUCGGCUAUAUCUACAGUACAAUCUUAAGUCGACUUAUGUAAAUUGACUUAACAGUCGUCACAUUAAUUACUGCAGUAGCUGAUGUCCACAAUAACCUCCUUCUGUUCAGUGGUGCGCGUCCUCACCAGGAGCAUUUCCACUGACUGAAGAGGGGCAGUAUGUGGGACAGAGAGCCAGGGCUCUCAGCUCCCUACAGCCCCCCACUAGGAGCCCAGCUGCUCCCUGGGGCUCCUUGCCUUCCCACUCCCAGUCGGGAGCAGGCAGGAGCCACCCAGGGCUUCAGUGGGGAGACUCUGGAGCCCGGGUCGGCUGCCAUGCUCCUGAUAGGAAGCGGGGAGCCAGGAUCCCGGGGGUGUGGGGAGCAGGGCUCCCAGUGGGGAACCUAGGUGGCAGCACAAGCCAGGAGCCUGGGUGGCAGCCCGGCUUGAACCAGAGACCCGGUUGCAGUCAGACUUGUUUUGUGAUCACUUAAUACAUUUUUAUGUUCUAAAACUGACGAUUUCAGAUGUAAAAAAAAAUUAAAAGUGUUUGUAAACAUUGUAAUGUAGACUACUGCAUUUUUGUGCUGUAAAGAAUUA